This is a messenger RNA of Canariomyces notabilis, 1591 nucleotides long. Its product is annotated as PCI-domain-containing protein. The record is from RefSeq and is a predicted model, not a curated record. Bases 305 to 1591 code for a protein of 428 amino acids. The transcript is spliced from 2 exons. Gene Ontology annotation, cellular component: cytoplasm; eukaryotic translation initiation factor 3 complex. Gene Ontology annotation, molecular function: translation initiation factor activity. Lineage: Eukaryota; Fungi; Ascomycota; Sordariomycetes; Sordariales; Chaetomiaceae. Gene Ontology annotation, biological process: cytoplasmic translational initiation.
GGGAAAUUCUGGCUUUGUAGGCGAGGAUAAGGAGGGCAAAGGCAAAGGCAAAGAAACCGCCAUCCUCCCGCCCCAAUCGACCACGCAAGGCGGCAAUCCGGUCGCAUACGACGAGAAAUACGAAUCUCCGCCCGGGGACUCUGAACUGCCUUCGUACCGCUCUGCCUUGUUCCUCAGCAAAACCCAGAAGUUCCAGGACUGGAACUACACCCGGCGGGCGUGUUUCAUCGCGACCUUGGAACUCAAAAAGCACUGGGAGUUUUACGGCAGCAGCCCGAUCUGGAAGGACGCGAACUCAUUCAAAAUGGCGUCGUCUCCUCAGCUUCUCUUUGUCGAUGGCUCUUUCGCAGAGCUGGCGCAGGAAAUGGCCGACUACAUCCAGGUCGGCGAGCAGGUGAAGUCGCUGCUUGCCAAGGAACAAAACGAAGAAGCCCUCCAGGCCAUCGUCAAGGCCUCAAGCUACCUCAAUCAAGUUCCCGAGAAGGAGUUUACCGGCGCCUACAAUCUCCUCAUCCACUUGGUUCUGCAGUCCAGCGACUACAAAAAGUACCUUCCUGCCAUCUGCGGAAACCUCCUCAAGCCCAUCACGUCGUCUCCUACUCACGGUUUUACCCUUGCCGCGAACGCGCUCAGCACCAUCUUCAACCUCCUCGACAAGACCAAUCCAGUGCGGUACCAUGUCUUCAUGCAGAUCGUUCGCUUUAUCCGCCAACACGGCCAGUUUGACCUGCUCAAACCCCGGUUACCGAACCUCGAGGGCUGGUUUGCCGCGUGGGAGACGGAUGAGGAGGACAAGCGCAGGCUUUAUGUAGAGGUCGCCGACGUUGCGGGAGAGGCUGGCGACGACGAGGAGGCAUACCACUAUCUCGUCAAGGCCAUAGCCACGUUCGACCGCGAGGACCAAGAGGAAAUCACAUCGGAGGAGGCCCAGAAGCUCUCACUCAAAGCCACCCGCAUGGCCAUUUCAUCCCCUACCCGUUUCGACUUCCAAGAUCUCCGCGCCCUGCCCAGCGUGCAGGCGUUGAGCGACUCGCACCCGGUCUACGCACAGCUGCUCGACAUUUUCACCGAGCAAGAUCUCGAGGAUUACAACGACUUCAGAGACGAGCAUGAGGGCUGGAUCGAGAAGGAGAAGCUCGACCACGAGAAGCUGCAGCGCAAGAUGCGCCUGCUCACCUUUGCCAGCCUGGCCGCGAGCACGCCCAACCGCGAGAUUCCCUACGCCAACAUCGCCCGCGCCCUACAGAUUCCCUCCGAGCAGGUUGAGAUGUGGACAAUUGAUGUGAUCCGCGCCAAGCUGGUUGAGGGCCGGCUUUCGCAACAGAAGCAGGUCUUUUUGGUGCACCGGACGACCUACCGCGUCUUUGGCGAGAAGCAGUGGCGUGAGCUGGGCACCAGGGUCGACCAGUUCAAGUCGGUCGUCGACCGGCUCACCGCCGUCGUCCGCAAGGCGCAGGCCGACGCUGAGGCGCAGCGCGAGCGCGAGCAGCAGGAGAUUGAGCGCAAGCUUGCCAACGUCGGCAUUAGCGGCGGCCAGGGCGGCGAUCGCCGCCGCCAACCGCCGAAGCAGCGCACCGAUGAUGAUGACUGA